UAGGUGUUAGAUAUGUAAAUACAUGAAAAUUGAAUGGUGUAUAUGUAAAUCUUUUUCUUUCUGCUCCUACCUCUUGAAUUGCCACCUCUUAUUUUACUUCAACUGCCACAUCUAGGCUUGCCUUUGGGUUUUCCAUAGAAAAAUCUCUUGAUACUUAAAACUAUUAUGAUUGUACAUUCUCUUGAUACUUAGUUUCAUAAAAAAUCUCUACCUGCAAUAUUCGUGCAUGGAGAAACACUUGGAAACAUUUUUUUAGAACUCAUGAUAAUAGAUCUUGUUAGAAGUUUAAGAACCACGAACAACUCAAUUGAUGAUAUUUAUUCUUCACACCUUUAUUAUUUUCUAAUAUCUUUUGAACCUUUUCUCCUCCAAUUCUCCUCCAUCGGAAUUGUUGAAUCUCUUCAUCCAUCUCCCAGAAUAAUGGUGAGAGGAAGAGAUGCCUGUUGGGAACACUGUGUGUUGGUUGAUGCUACAAGGCAGAAAGUUCGGUGUAAUUAUUGCCGCCGUGAGUUCAGCGGAGGUGUCUAUAGAAUGAAAUUUCAUCUUGCUCAAAUCAAGAACAAAGACAUCGUCCCUUGCACCGAAGUCCCAGAUAACGUAAGAGAUUUGAUUCAUAGCGUACUCACUGCUCCAAAAAAGCCGAAAAUGACAAAAAAGCAGAAGAUUGAUCCGCCGCCAACUGGUCUGCAAAAUAGUUCCUCCGCUAGCGGCGGAUACCAUGCUGAUAAUGCCGUGUCAAGUGGCCAACACGGCAGCACCUGCCCCUCCAUGUUAUUACCUCGUCCUUCGCCGAGCGUACAACCAAUGGUUGAUGAUGAUAAGAAGCUGAAAUUCGAAGAAGCUGAUAGAAGGAUUGGUUUGUUCUUCAUCCAUAAUUCAAUUCCUUUCAGCGCUGCACAAUCUGUUCAUUAUCAGUCCAUGAUCGAUGCCAUUGCAGAAUGUGGGACGGGCUAUAAACCUCCGAGCUACGACACAUUUAGAACAACUCUUCUUGAAAAAGCUAAGACUGAAAUGCUCCAUAACAUCGAAAAAUUGAAGGAGGAUUGGAAAGAAACAGGCUGCACCAUUCUAUGUGAUAGUUGGUCAGAUGGUAAAUCCAAAUCACUAAUAGUUUUUUCAGUAGCAUCAGCUAAAGGUAUGAUUUAUCUUAAAUCUGUCGAUGUUUCUGCUCGCGCUGAUGACACCUAUUACCUUGUUGAUUUGCUUGGCUCGGUUAUUCGCGAGAUCGGCGAGGAGAAUGUCGUGCAAAUCAUAACAGAUAAUGCUACAAAUUAUGCUUGCGCAGCAGCCCUCCUCUUAAAGAGACAUCCUUCAUUAUUUUGGUGUCCAUGUGCCUCAUACUGUAUCCAGAAGAUGCUCGAAGACAUUAGCGAGCUAGAAUGGGUGAGCGAAGUUUUGGGGGAGGCGAGAUCAGUUGCACGGUUUAUAUACAAUAAUGAAUGGGUGCUAAGUUUGAUAAGAAAAUUUACAGGUGGAAGGGAAUUGAUUCGUCCGAAACUUACGAGAUUCAUGAUGAAUUUUCUUUGCCUGAGAUCCAUUGUGAUUCAAGAAGACAACCUGAAGCAUAUGUUCGGUCAUGCAGACUGGUUAUCUUCGUCCCACAACAGAAGACCCGAUUCACAAGCCAUUAAAUCUCUGAUUUAUUCAGAGAGAUUCUGGAAAUCUGCUCAUGAGGUUGUGAGUGUUUCGGAACCAAUUUUGAAACUUUUGAGGAUGGUGGAUGGUGAUAUGCCUUCUAUGGGUUAUACGUAUGAGGGAAUUGAGAGGGCAAAGCAAACAAUUAAGAUAUUUUAUAAGGGUUGUGAAGAGAAAUAUACGCAAUUUUGGGAUAUAAUUGACAGGAGAUGGAGCACACAAUUUCUUUCAAAUCUACCUGCGGCUGCAGCUUUCCUCAACCCAUCAGUGUUUUACAAUGCAAAUUAUAAGUUUGAUAAGAAUAUAAGAAAUGGAUUCCAUGCAGCAAUGUGGAAGAUGUUUACAGAAGAGAAAGAUAGGAUUGAACUUACAAAGGAGCAACCAAUGUAUUUAAAUGCACAAGCAGCUCUAGGGAGCGAUUUUGCCACCAUGGGAAGAACAUUGAACUCUCCCGGUGAUUGGUGGGCAGCUUAUGGUUAUGAGGUACCCAUGUUGCAGAAGGCUGCAAUGAGGAUACUCAACCAGCCAAGCAGUUCAUACUGGUGUAAAUGGAACUGGAGCACUUUCGAUAACAUUUAUAACAGUAAACGAAGCAAGUUCGAACUCGAGAAGCUCGGCGACUUGGUUUUCGUGCACUGUAAUCUACGGUUGCAGGAAAUCUGUCGAAGACGAGAAGGUAUGUUCAAACCAAUAAAUUACGACGAAAUCGAUGUUAGCGGCGAGUGGCCGACAGAAUCUGAAUCUUCAUCUCUUGUAUUGGAUGAUUCAUGGUUGCAUAAUCUUCCUUUUGAAUGUAGAGGAUACUUAGCAACAUAUGAAUAACCUCAUGUUUUCUAAUGUAUCAUAUUUAAUCAAUGAAUAUUCAUUUU
Molecule: messenger RNA, 2504 nt
Organism: Phalaenopsis equestris
Lineage: Eukaryota; Viridiplantae; Streptophyta; Magnoliopsida; Asparagales; Orchidaceae
Exons: 2
Coding region: 262-2457 (731 amino acids)
Molecular function (GO): protein dimerization activity; DNA binding
Source: RefSeq, a predicted model, not a curated record